Puccinia triticina is the source of this 552-nucleotide messenger RNA. RefSeq lists its product as uncharacterized. The transcript has 2 exons. Lineage: Eukaryota; Fungi; Basidiomycota; Pucciniomycetes; Pucciniales; Pucciniaceae. The record is from RefSeq and is a predicted model, not a curated record. The coding region runs from base 1 to 552 and encodes 183 amino acids.
AUGGUUUCUAGCCGAUUUAUUUCACACGUCUGCCUCUUAUCCGUAUUGGUGCUUAUCGCGAUCGUCAACGGUGCAGCCAUCCCAUCCAACGAAAUCAGUAGAUCCGAUGGUCCUGUCGGAUGGGCCGACUGUUCUGAAGAUAUUUCGGACGAUGAUCAGGAAAGUGACUACGACGAGCCACAAGAGGACGCAUCCGUCGUGGCAAUUUCUGUCACCCGUAUCGUCCAUGUUGACGCUCUUCCGGCAUCAUUCCAACCCAAUAACCCGGAGCAAGAACCCGCCCAGGGAAGCACUACAACAAUUGUUCAGGUGUCAGUUAUAGGAUUGGCCGGGUCAGAAGAACAGGACGAUUCAGAACCACUCGACUUCGAAUCCGAUGCAGAUGCCGAGGUGGACGAUGAAACCCGCCCCUUCUCUCGGUCAGUCGAAGUCGAAGUCGGUGCAGGGAUCGACUGCGAGCACGACUACCAGCCACGCGAGUUCAACACGGCGUCGGAUAUUUUUCAAACACAGGAGGCUAGUCCUGACUCCAUGUAUCGAGUGGUAAAUUGA